GUCAGGAAACAGUCAGAGGUCACCAGGCUGGGUGCGGCUGCGUCCCCACCCCCCACGCACGCACAAACGCCGGGUCGCCCGUACCCUAUGCCCCGCAGCGUUCGAUCUCAGGACCCGGACACCCUGGGCCACGGUGCCCUUGUCGGCGCGCGGCUCUGUGUCAGCGCCCGCCUCUCGCUUCCCGCCUCCUGCCUCGGUGGCCGCGCAGGGUGGGAGUCGAGAGCAUCCCCAAGCGCCCAAGCCAUGGUGGCCAAACAGCGGAUCCGGAUGGCUAACGAGAAGCACAGCAAAAACAUCACCCAGAGGGGAAACGUAGCCAAAACCCUGAGGCCACAAGAAGAGAAAUAUCCUGUUGGGCCAUGGCUGCUGGCCCUGUUUGUUUUUGUUGUCUGUGGCUCAGCUAUCUUCCAGAUCAUACAGAGCAUAAGGAUGGGCAUGUGAGAGGGCCAGGAAGUUGUAUGCGGAUGCCCUCCUGCUGGCAGGUGAAGGACCACUGAGGCCUUCAGCCGGUCUUAUAGGAAGCAAACAAGCCAUGGGUGAUAGAAAGGAGGCCCCCUGUUCCCUCCCACUCCAUGGUGGAGGUCAGACCAAAUUGCCUUCUCACAAGACAUCUCCGUGCAUCUGUGUCCUCCAGCAGAAAGGACUCUGCUCUUCUGUUGGCUGAUUGGAAGUCACGUGGAGGGGGGGUGGGGUGGCGGCAGCGCUAGCUGGCUGGCUGGUUCCCCGGGUUUCACUGUGGUGUGCAUGUGGCCCUCUGAGCGACCACCCCUUUACAUCCUGCCAAUCAAUCUCUUCUGUGUCAGGAAUUGGUUUUACAAAUAAAUGUCUUCAUUCAACCUUAA
Molecule: messenger RNA, 842 nt
Organism: Mus caroli (Ryukyu mouse)
Lineage: Eukaryota; Metazoa; Chordata; Mammalia; Rodentia; Muridae
Source: RefSeq, a predicted model, not a curated record